GAGGCUGAGCGUCGAGCGAAAAGUUUCCGCCUACGAUAUCACCGCCGCAUAUUGAGAGGAAAAAUCCCCCCUCCCCAUAUCGAACAGGCAUGCUUUCGAAAAUUUGUCUUGCUGAUUUGAAACCACAAACCACGUCUGUCUUGCAAGAGGACAAAUGCAGAGGCUUCCGCGCCAUUACAGAAACGAUUUGGCAUGCUGUUUGGCCUAGAGGACAGCCGUUUGUAAUGCUGAGCACCUAGACCCAAAUGUCCCUCCCUAGGCUGCGGAUCUGGCUGCGAUGCCGUAUUGCAAGACAGCGCGCAUUUGUGUACACAAACCCUGCGUCACAGAUUUCCCAUUUGAUAUGGGGUGGGGGCUUUUUUCAUUUUGAUACCGCCGCCGGGCUCACUCCCCUCGACACCAUGGAGAACCCGUUUAUUGAUUUAUCCAACCCUCGUAUGCAAGAAAAAAACUGUGUAAGUGUAAAUUUGUGUUGCAGAACAUGCAACAGAGUUGCGCCUGUCAUGCCAGACAGCCAUGAAGUCCUCUUUUCAUGUGUGUUUUCCCUUACAAGCCACGCAUGACAGGUGUUCUCUGUCAUGUAGAGCAAAUUUGUGAUGCUGUUUCCCAAAGAAAGUUAUACUUACACACUUUUUUUCUUGGAUACCUCGACGUGGUCUACCGCGCUCGAAAUCGGAGAGUGCAAUUGGUUAUGCCUUGCAAAAGUACCGUACUAGUAUGAAUAGCAUCACAAAAUUUUGCAAGAACAUAAAGUGGAAUUUGUAAUGCUGUUCCAGGUUUGGAAAGAGAUUUAUCAUGCAUGACUGCAAGGAUAAUUUCUACGAGUGCGAUCAUACUUUUGCAGUGCAUAUUGGUCGCCUCAGCGAUUUGAACAGGGGUAGCAGUAGCGGCGAAAAGAUGCGUCUGUCC
Amoebophrya sp. A120 is the source of this 909-nucleotide messenger RNA. The record is from the annotation of a GenBank genome assembly. Lineage: Eukaryota; Dinophyceae; Syndiniales; Amoebophryaceae.